This is a messenger RNA of Lutzomyia longipalpis, 671 nucleotides long. Its product is annotated as small integral membrane protein 8. The transcript has 2 exons. Bases 287 to 550 code for a protein of 87 amino acids. The record is from RefSeq and is a predicted model, not a curated record. Lineage: Eukaryota; Metazoa; Arthropoda; Insecta; Diptera; Psychodidae.
UCAAGGGGUUAGUAAUUUGCACUCCAGAAAGAGAAAAUUUUGUAAGAAAUUAAUUUAUUUGCGAAUCUCAGGUUUCUUUUUUCUCUUGAGAGAAUUUUUCUCAAUUCUUGAGCUAAUGCGUUUUCAAACCUUUUUUUUGUACUAAAAAUAAAUAAAAUGGGUCAAAUAUUGGACAAAAGUUGAGCUUACAUCCCCCUGACAAUAUUUUGUUUUGGCCAAAGAUGAUCGAUGCUGUAACAAUAUAAUUCACCAAAUUUUAUGCGGGAAAAGUGAAUGAAUUUUGAGAAUGAGUGAGAAAAAAAGUCCAGCUGAACCUGCUCCUGGGGACGGUAUACGUUCCAUGAGGACGACAAAUGUGUUUCGUGUUGUAAACUUUGAAUUAUACGCCAAACCCAAUGCCAUAAUAAUGGGUAUUGGAGUGGCGUGCUUGCUUGGAGCAAUGGGAUACAUUGCGUAUAUGAGGUCAAAAUACGAGAAAAUGGGAUACUACUCAGCUGUACAGACGGAUGGGACUGAAGUGUUCACGAAGAAGCAGUCCAAGUGGGAUUAAGCACGUGCUUUACAAUGCACAUUGUAUCUGUAAAUAAAUAUACUAAUAAAAUAGCCCAAAAUAGACAAUGCGUCGGAGAAAAUAAUUAAUUUAAAAUAAUAAAUGUUUUCCUUUUAUUUCA